CACGCUAAUUUAGUUGAUUUACCAAGUUCUCAGACAGAUAAAAUUCGUUCUAGAUUAUAUAAAGCAUAUAUAGAAGAGACUGGACUCGAUCCUUGGAUAAAGUCUGAAACUUCUGAAUCCUCACAAAGUGAAAAUGCUGAUAAUCAUAUCCUACAGGACAGUUCGUUGGAAACUCAGAUCCAGAAGAAAGACAACAACACGUUAUUAACAUGGUAUUAG
Messenger RNA from Ambispora gerdemannii, 219 nucleotides. NCBI's taxonomy places the organism in Eukaryota, Fungi, Glomeromycota, Glomeromycetes, Archaeosporales, Ambisporaceae. The record is from the annotation of a GenBank genome assembly.